Molecule: messenger RNA, 6294 nt
Organism: Ahaetulla prasina
Lineage: Eukaryota; Metazoa; Chordata; Lepidosauria; Squamata; Colubridae
Gene: CARM1
Product: coactivator associated arginine methyltransferase 1
Exons: 13
Coding region: 65-1549 (494 amino acids)
Biological process (GO): peptidyl-arginine methylation
Molecular function (GO): protein-arginine N-methyltransferase activity
Source: RefSeq, a predicted model, not a curated record
UCGCCUUCGGGCUUUACCUACAGCUGCCGCCGCCGCCGCCGCCGAGCUGGCCUGGGAUGCCAAGAUGGCGGCGGCGGUGGUAUCGGUCUUUCCGGGUGUGCGGCUCCUGACUAUCGGCGAUGCCAACGGGGAAAUCCAACGGCACCAAGAGCAGCAAGCGCUGCGUCUCGAGGCUCGUACCGGGUCUGACGCCGCUUGCCUCGCUUUGUAUAGCCAAGAUGAUGUUUGUGUAUUCAAGUGUUCUAUAUCAAAGGAGACAGAAUGCAGCCGAGUGGGAAAACAGUCCUUUAUUAUCACAUUGGGAUGCAAUAGUGUCCUUAUACAAUUUGCAACGCCAAGUGACUUCUGCUCGUUUUAUAAUAUUUUGAAAAAUUGCCGAGGGCACAACAUGGAGCAGUCAGUGUUCAGUGAGCGCACAGAGGAAUCAUCUGCUGUGCAGUACUUCCAGUUUUAUGGAUAUUUAUCCCAACAGCAAAAUAUGAUGCAGGAUUAUGUCCGAACAGGCACAUAUCAGAGAGCAAUCCUGCAAAACCACAGUGAUUUCAAAGAUAAGAUUGUAUUAGAUGUCGGCUGUGGUUCUGGAAUUCUGUCAUUUUUUGCAGCCCAAGCUGGAGCAAGAAAAAUUUAUGCAGUGGAAGCAAGCACGAUGGCUCAACAUGCAGAGGUUUUAGUGAAGAGUAAUAAUCUUACUGAUCGAAUUGUGGUCAUUCCUGGGAAGGUAGAGGAAAUCUCGCUUCCAGAACAGGUGGACAUUAUUAUUUCUGAGCCAAUGGGCUAUAUGCUUUUCAAUGAACGAAUGCUGGAGAGUUAUCUACAUGCCAAGAAGUAUUUAAAACCUAGUGGAAAUAUGUUUCCAACUAUUGGCGAUGUCCAUCUAGCCCCAUUUACAGAUGAACAGCUAUACAUGGAACAGUUCACAAAAGCUAACUUUUGGUAUCAGCCAUCUUUUCAUGGAGUAGAUUUAUCAGCACUCCGAGGUGCAGCAGUAGAUGAAUAUUUCAGACAGCCUGUUGUGGAUACCUUUGAUAUUAGGAUUCUAAUGGCCAAAUCUGUUAAAUACACCGUAAACUUCUUAGAUGCCAAAGAAGCAGAUUUGCACAGGAUAGAAAUUCCAUUCAAAUUCCACAUGCUGCAUUCAGGAUUAAUCCAUGGGUUGGCUUUCUGGUUUGAUGUAGCCUUCAUUGGUUCAGUAAUGACUGUUUGGCUUUCAACUGCUCCCACAGAACCUCUUACCCACUGGUAUCAAGUUCGGUGCCUGUUUCAGUCUCCGCUUUUUGCUAAGGCUGGUGACACCCUCUCAGGGACAUGCCUGCUCAUUGCCAACAAGAGACAGAGUUAUGACAUAAGUAUUGUUGCUCAAGUGGAUCAAACAGGCUCUAAAUCCAGCAACCUUCUUGACCUGAAAAAUCCCUUUUUUAGGCCUUCAAGUACUGGAAGACUUCUAUCAAGAGCUAGUUUGAUCUACUGGUUAAGGCACCAGACUGGAAAGCAAGAGAUUGAUUCUAGUCCCACCUUAGCCAUGAAAGCUAGCUGGGUGACUUUUGUCUAGUCACACUCUUAAUCCAACUCAUCUCACAGGGUUGUUAUUGUGGAGAAAAUAGGAGGAAUAAUAUGUGUUGGAUAUAUUCACUGCCUUGAGUUAUUUGUACAUAUAAUAAAGAUGGGCUACAAAUAAAUAAAUUACGUCACCCACUAGUCCUUCUGUUUGUUAAAUUAGACGUAAUAUAGUUCUCUCAAGUAUUCAUUAUACAGUUUAGCCUCUAGUUGUCCUAUAAUAAUCUUUGUUGUUCUUUUCUGUAUUCUUUCAAGUGUCUCAGCAUCUUUUUUCUGUAUCAUGGUGACCAGAACUGGAUGCAAUAUUCCAAAUGUGGUCUCACCAGUGCAAUUUAAAGGGGUAUUAUCACUUCACAUGAUAUUGAUAUUAUCCCUCUGUAGAUGGAUAAUCUAAGACCUCAUUUUGGUUUGAUUUUUUUGGGCAAUUGCAGCACACUGUUGGCUCAUACUUAAGUGAUGGCCCACUAGGACACCUAGUUUCCUUUCACAUUACUAUUGUUGAGCCAGGUACUAUCUAUUCUAUAUCUGUGCAUUUAGUUUUUCUUGCCUAAGAAUCUAGAAAGAAAAACAGGAAAUCCAGCAUAAUUUCUCAAGGGCCUCACUGAUAAACUGAAAGACAAAAAUAAUAAAUAUAAAAAAUGGAAAGAGGAACACGUAAGUAAGGCAGAAUAUCAACAAAUAGCCUAAAUUUGCAAAGACGAAGUCAGGAAAGCAAAGGCUCAGAAUGAAUAAAGACUUGCAACGAAAGUCAAAGUUAAUAAAAAUAAUUUCUUUCAACAUAUAAAUAACAAGAAAAAAGUCUAGUAAACAGUUGGCGAAGAGAACUGUUCGCCAACUGAGAAAGAGAAGAUGGCAAGGCAGUAGGCAGUAGAGAGAAAGCAGUGCUGCUUAGCCCAAAACAUAACUGUAAAAGAGAGAUUAGGAAUACAAAUUAAAAUAGGCAAGAAAAUACAAUACUUGACAACACAGUAUCAACAGUAGAAACCUUCAAAUUUCUGGGUUCUAUCAUAUCGCAAGAUCUCAAAUGGACAGCUAACAUCAAAAACAUCAUUAAAAAAGGACAACAAAGAAUGUUCUUUCUGCGCCAACUCGGUAAGCUCAAACUGCCCAAGGAGCUGCUGAUCCAAUUCUACAGAGGAAUUAUUGAGUCUGUCAUUUGCACCUCUAUAACUGUCUGGUUCGGUUCUGCAACCCAACAAGAAAAACACAGACUUCAGAGGAUAAUUAGAACUGCAGAAAAAAUAAUUGCUACCAACCUGCCUUCCAUUGAGGACCUGUAUACUGCACGAAUCAAGAAGAGGGCCGUGAAAAUAUUUGCAGAUCCCUUGCAUCCUGGACAUAAACUGUUUCAACUCCUACCCUCAAAACGACGCUAUAGAGCACUGCACACCAGAACAACUAGACACAAGAACAGUUUUUUCCCGAAGGCCAUCACUCUGCUAAACAAAUAAUUCCCUCAACACUGUCAGACUAUUUACUGAAUCUGCACUACUAUUAAUCGUUUCAUAGUUCCCAUCACCAAUCUCUUUCCACUUAUAACUGUAUGACUAUAACUUGUUGCUGGCAAUCCUUAUGAUUUAUAUUGAUAUAUUGACCAUCAAUUGUGUUGUAAAUGUUGUACCUUGAUGAACGUAUCUUUUCUUUUAUGUACACUGAGAGCAUAUGCACCAAGACAAAUUCCUUGUGUGUCCAAUCACACUUGGCCAAUAAAUUCUAUUCUUCUUGUAAAUGGUAAGAGAACACCUGUCCGCUCUAGAAGAGUUCAAAUCUCGGAGACCUGACAGAUUACAUCCUAGAGUUCUAAAGAAGCUGGCAGGCGUGAUCUCAGAACCAUUGAACCAUAUCUUUCAAAGAUCCUGGAGAACUGGGGAACUACCAGAAGACUGGAAAAGAGCUGAUGUAAUUCCCAUCUUCAAAAAAUAUAAAAAAACAUUCAGGAAAUUAUAGGUCCAUCGGCCUGACAUCAGUACCUGGGAAGAUCCAGGAAAAGAUAAGCAACAGAUAGAUCUGUGAACACAUCUUAUUUCCUACAAGCAAAGUUACAACCAACAGGAGUUUGUCAGACUCAUGCCAAACAAAACUAUGUCAUUUUUUGACAAAGUGGCUUAGUGGAUCAGCAAAAUGCAGUGGACAUAGUAUACUUGGAUUUCAGUAAGGCAUUUAACAAAGUAGAACCCAACCUACUACUUGGUAAGCUAGAAAAAUGUGGGAUAGACGGCAUCACCAUUAUAUGGAUUUUUAACUGGCUAACAAAUACCCUUCUAUAUGUAGCCUUUAAUGGAAUUACACCUACAUGGAGAAAAGUAAGCAGUGGGGUACCACAAGAUUCCCUUUUAGAUGCCGUAUUCUUCAAUAUUUUCAUAAAUGAUUUAGAUGAGAGAUUAGAAGGGGAACUUGUCAAAUUUGUAGACAACACUAAGCUAGAAAGAACAGCGAACACCCCAGAUGAUAGGCUCAAGAUCCAAAUGGAUCUUGACAGACAACACAGCCCUAUCCAACAAAUUCAGUGUUGAGAAAAGUAAGGUUCUUUACAUUUAGACAAGAAAAACCAGUUAUACAGGUACAGAUUAAGUGAAACCUGGCUCAAGAACAGUACUUUGGAGAGGGAUCUUGGAAUCUUAAUAGAUAAUUAUUUAAAUAUGAGCCAGCAGUGUGCUGCAGCAGCAACCAAAAAAACUCAAUGCACUACUAAGUUGCAUUAAUAGAAGGACAGAAUCAGAAUAGAGCUGGAAGAGACCUUGAAGGUCCUCUAGUCCAGCCCCCUGCUCAAGCAGGGAAUCCUAUACCAUUUCAGACAAGUGACUGUCCAGUCUCUUCUUAAAAACCUCCAGUGAUGAAACACCCACAACAUCUGAAAGCAAGCUGUUCCACUGGUUAAUUGUCCUCACUGUUAGGAAGUUUCGCCUUAAUUCCAGGUUGCUUUUCUCUUUGAUUAGUUUUCAUCCAUUCUUUCUUGUCCUGCCCCCUAGUGCUUUGAAAAACAAAUUGAUCCGCUCCUCUUUGUUGUAGUCUCUCAAAUACUGGAAUACUGCUAUCAUGUCUCCCCAGUCCUUCUUUUCUCUAGACUAGCCAAACCCAAAUCCUGCAAUAAUUCUUCAUAUGUUUUAGUCUCCAGGCCUUUAAUCAUCUUAGUUGCUCAUAUUUGUACUUUUUCCAGAGUUUCAACAUUUUUUUUGUAAUGUGACCAAAACUGGAUGUAAUAUUCCAGGUGUGGUCUUACUAAGGUUUUAUAAAGUGGUACUUCACGUGAUUUUGAUUUUAUACCUCUAUUUAUACAAUCAAGAAUUGUAUUAGGGUUUUUGGCUGCUGCCGCUUGCUGCUGACUCAGGUUUAAGUGAUCGUCCACUAGGACUUCAAGGUCCCUCUCAGUUACUGUUUUUGACUCAAGUUUUGCCUAAUCUGAACUUGUGUAAUGUGUUGCCUCACCAAUCUUCCCAAGAAAGCAGGACUCUUAAAACUGAAGUUGUUCCAAAAAGAACUAGGCGCCAGUCCAUCCCUGGUGUCACAAUAAAAGCAGUGGUUUUGGAGUGAUUUGCCAUCGUUAGUUCGAGUGGUUCAGUGGCAAACUUGGCCGGGGCGCCCCCUGCAAUGGAGCCAUCAAGUUGGCAAAAUGAGACUGGGGUUUUUAGUGGCCUUAGUUGAAUGCCCAGUUCCCUGACCAGCGACCGGCUUAUUAGACUUCUCGUGCACCCCAAAUCUAGCAAUGCUUUAAGUCUCACUUUUUUCCCUGUGGGCAUGGCUUGGUGGUCAUAUGAGUGGGUGGGUGUGGCUUGGUCAUGUGACCAGGAAAACCAACUAUCAUACUUUACACAAAAAUAACACAAAAUCUACACAACUGACUCACAAUGCAAAAGCAGGUGGACUUCACACAAAAUGGCCCCUGCAACAAGCAGGAAUCUCACAGAGUCAUAGAGAGCUCAAAAACAAACUAUCACACUUUACACAAUAAUACCGGUUCAGGCAAUAGGUAGUAAAAAAAUAAGUUCCAACGAUUGCAUGGCACAGCUUAUUGUCACAGCUGAUUGUCAGAACCUUUUUUUUUUUACUUUUUUAAAGCAUUUUUUUUACUAUAGUUGCUGCCUAAUGUAAGGUCUUGCCUCUCCAAUCUUCUUAAGAAAGCAGGACUCUUGAAACUGAAGUUGUUCCAAAAGGAGCUUUUAUUGAAAGGAUUGUGAUAGCAAGAGGUCUAGGCAGGAACUAAAUUUCCCUACCUAAAAACAGCAAUUUAAAGUAGUGCAAACAAAGCCCCUCCCACUAUAUAGCAAUGCAGAAAACAGAAACUCACAGCACAGCAAUGCAGGAAACAGAACCUUAAUAUAGAGAUCUCUCCAAGCAGUAAAUAGAAACAGAAACUUCAUAGAGAUCCCUCCAAUCAUCCCCCCUCCCACCAGAAUGCCAGUGUCCCAAUAGAAAUACAUGGGACCUGACAAUUUAUACCUUUGGUUUUUCUUGCCCAGGUGUAAAACCUUGCUUUCUUCCACAUUAAAUUUCAUUUUAUUGGAUAGGGCUAGUGGUGAAAUCUGAACUGGUUUACUACCAGUUUGGUGGCUGUGCAUGUGCACUGUACACCACACGCCAAAUGCAAGGUGCGCACAUGCAGUGCACGCCAAAAGGAAGCAUGGGAAGGAAGGUAAGUAGAACAGCGUGCAAGGGGGGUGAUCAGUUGGAGUGCGAUCGUCGGAGCCUCUUUUUUAAACUUUUUUUAAAGCAUUUUUUAAAUGCUUUAAAAAAGUAAAAAAA